UAUGAAGCGGCGGCUGCAGCAGCUUCAGUCAAUCUAGCUAAAAUCUGGAGGCUGGCUCUCUCUGCCUCUCUGGUUCUGCUUGUAAAUUUCAAUUGCUCGGGAGAGAGUGGAGGGGGGUAAGUGGUGGAGGUGGCUGGGGGAAGCCGCAGAGAUAUCAAUCAUUCGCAACUCCGGAGCCGGUGCCAGAGAGCUCUGUCAAGGGAAAGGGGCUCUCAACUUCAGGCAGAGCCUCCCAGCCAGCCCCAAUGAAGCCCCGUGCAAAGCGCCCUUCCAAGCAGAGGACUUGACCUGGGGCUCCUCUCCGCCGCGUCUGACUUCGCUGUCGGGAUGCCGCUGGGGCUGCUGCGUUCAGCAUGGCUGCUGAGCUGCUUGGGCAGCCUGUGCCGAGGCUAUUUCGACGGGCCGCUGUACCCGGAGAUGUCCAACGGGACGCUGCACCAUUACUUUGUGCCUGACGGGGACUACGAGGAGAACGAUGACCCGGAGAAGUGCCAGCUGCUCUUCAGGGUGAGUGACCGGCUGCGCUGCUCCGCGGGUGUGGAGGCGCAGCAGCGGCUGCUCCAGCAGACUGCGGCGGCGCCCAGCCUGAGCCUGCGGGAGGAAUUCACCAUCUUGGGCCGGCAGGUGGAGGACGCAGCACGGGUGCUAGAAGGCAUCCGUAAGAGCAUCUCCUACGACCUGGACGGUGAGGAGAGCUACGGCAAGUACUUGCGCCGCGAGUCGACGCAGAUCGGCGACGCCUACGCCAACUCGGACAAGUCUCUGGGCGAGCUGGAAAACAAGUUCCGCCAAGGGCAGGAGCACGAGAGCCGCGAAGAGAGCCGCCUCAACGACAACUUCCUGGGCAUGCUGCUACACACGCGCGCCCUCCUCAAGGAGACUCUGGCCGUCUCGGCAGGCCUCAGGGACAAGUAUGAGCUGCUGGCGCUCACCAUCCGCAGCCACGGCACGCGCCUCAGCCGCCUCAAGAUCGAGUACCUCCAGGGCUGAGCCACAGCCCUCACCUGCCCUCUCCCUCCAGCCCGCCACGUGGAGCCCGCUGGGCACGCCUGAGGGGAGGCCAGGCCAGGCGAGAAGACUCCUUCUCCAUAGGUGACUUUCUUGAGAUCUGCGAGGCAGCUGCUGCCAGAAUCAUUCAUUGCUUACA
Molecule: messenger RNA, 1147 nt
Organism: Eublepharis macularius
Lineage: Eukaryota; Metazoa; Chordata; Lepidosauria; Squamata; Eublepharidae
Gene: FIBIN
Product: fin bud initiation factor homolog
Exons: 1
Coding region: 328-990 (220 amino acids)
Source: RefSeq, a predicted model, not a curated record